Pecten maximus is the source of this 591-nucleotide messenger RNA. RefSeq lists its product as uncharacterized. The record is from RefSeq and is a predicted model, not a curated record. Bases 1 to 591 code for a protein of 196 amino acids. Lineage: Eukaryota; Metazoa; Mollusca; Bivalvia; Pectinida; Pectinidae. The transcript has a single exon.
AUGGAAAAGGAUAUAGUGAGCAGCGUUAAGCACCAACCAAAGCGCUUUUGGAAAUAUAUUAAUGAAAAAAGGAAAGUGAGAUCAGGAAUCUCAGAUUUAAAAGGUCUAAAUGGUGACAUAACACAAAUUGCUUCAAGUGACGCAGAUAAGGCAGAUGUUCUGGUCAAUUUCUUUACAAGCGUCUUCACCAAAGCACCACCAGGCGAAAUACCAAACUUCGAGCAGAGGACAGUUAGCCAACCAUUCCAGGAUACAUCUUGCACGGAAGAAAAUAUUAUGAAGCUUUCAUUAAAAUUGAAUAGUAACAAAUCAUGCGGGCCAGACGAAAUGCACCCAAAAGCAUUAGAGGAACUAAGAGAUGUUUUGAAAAAGCCACUAUCAAUAAUAUUUAGUAAAUCUCUGGUGACAGGAAAAUUGCCACAAUCUUGGAAGGACGCAAAUAUCAAAGCCAUCUACAAAAAAAAAGGUCCUAAGACCGACCCAGGAAAUUACCGCCUAGUCAAUCUCACAAAUAGCAUAGCUAAAUCAAUGGAAAAACUAAUUCGAGACAGUAUUGUACAACAUAUGCAAAGAAAUUUACUUAUUCAGUAA